This is a messenger RNA of Impatiens glandulifera, 2052 nucleotides long. RefSeq names its product endoribonuclease YBEY, chloroplastic. Lineage: Eukaryota; Viridiplantae; Streptophyta; Magnoliopsida; Ericales; Balsaminaceae. The record is from RefSeq and is a predicted model, not a curated record. Gene Ontology annotation, molecular function: metalloendopeptidase activity. The transcript is spliced from 11 exons. Bases 174 to 1877 code for a protein of 567 amino acids. Gene Ontology annotation, biological process: rRNA processing.
CGCGGUCGAUUGAGGAACAGCCAUCGCAAAUCGCAAAUCGCAAAUCGCGCGUCCUUAUUCCGCGAUAUCGCCGAGGAAUCAACCACACCUUAGGGGAGGGGCGUCGUCGAGAAUCGAAACCAACAGAUUCUGAAAACAGAAGAAAGUAUCCAGUGCAAUACCCCGGCGACGUCAUGCUCGAGCGUGUUAUCUACCGUGGAAUUCCCUCCGCCGUCUCCUUUUGGCCUGCACAUUUCAGUCGCCGUCUCCUUCACUCCGCUUGUUUCCGCCUUCCCGUUUCACGUGUUGAUUCUUCGGUGUUUGGACAGAGGUUCAAUGUUCGCCGGCGAGAGGAAUUGUCUUUACAGAAGUCGUUUGGUAAAGUUUUCGCGUCGCAGAGAGAUUAUAGGAAGACUCGCCGGCGUCCAGUAAAGAAGAAUGACAAGGAACUGGAAUUCAGUGUUAAUAUUUGCAUCGAGGAAGAAUUGCCAGAUGAUCCUAAAAUUCUGGAUAUUGCAGAGUUGCUUCGCGUAAAUGUUCCAAUGGCUAUGAAGUUGGCACUUAAGGGUCUAAAUGACUCAGAGUAUAAAACAAGGGAUCCUAGUGUAGAUGAUAUUGGGAGUUACGAAACUGUGGAGUUGUCAGUGCUUCUUUGCAAUGAUGGUUUCAUUCGCAAACUGAAUAAAGACUGGAGAGAUGAAGAUAAAGCAACUGAUGUGCUUUCCAUGUCCCAGCAUAUCCCAGAACUUAAGCUUCCUAUUCUCAUGUUGGGUGAUAUUGUUAUUUCCAUUGAGACAGCUGCACGACAAGCAGAGGAAAGAGGGCAUACACUUCUGGAUGAGAUACGUGUUCUAUUGGUUCAUGGGCUGUUGCAUUUAUUGGGAUUUGACCAUGAAAUAAGCGUUGAAGCUGAAGCAGAAAUGGAGAAAGAGGAGGGAAUUUUAUUGACAAAUCUUGGAUGGAAAGGGAAGGGACUAAUUCAAAGUGCAAUUAUAGCUGAAGAGACUACAAGUUCUCAUUUGGAUGUGUCAGCUGACAGGAAGAAAGAAGGGAACCCGCGGCUUUCCAAACCAAAAUUCAGCUAUAUCUUCUGUGAUAUGGAUGGCACAUUGCUAAAUAGCAGAAGUCUAGUUUCAUCAGCAAAUGCAGAAGCCUUAAGAGAAGCCUCAUCUAGGGGUGUUAAAGUUGUUAUAGCCACUGGCAAGACUCGUCCAGCUGCGAUACGUGUUUUGGAUAUGGUGGAUUUAGCAGGAAAAAAUGGUAUAAUUUCAGAGUUCUCUCCCGGCGUCUUCAUACAGGGAUUGAUUGUUUAUGGUCGACAAGGUCGAGAAAUCUCGAGAAAGAAUUUAGAUCCAGAUAUUUGCAGAGAGACAUUCCUCUAUUCUUUGGAUCGUAAGAUCCCACUUAUUGCGUUCAGUGGAGACCGCUGCUUAACGUUAUUUGAUCACCCUCUCGUUGAUUCACUUCAUACAGUCUAUCAUGAGCCGAAGGCUGAAAUUAUGUCAUCAAUUGAUCACCUUUUGACUGGUAAUGACAUACAGAAAGUAAUAUAUUUGGACACUGCCGAGGGAGUUACUGAAACUCUUCGUCCUUAUUGGUCUGUGGAAACAAGAGAUAGAGCGACUGUUGUUCAGGCGGUUCCAGAUAUGCUUGAAAUAGUCCCGCCUGGAACUUCCAAAGGAGAUGGAGUCAAGUUGUUGCUCGAUCAUUUGGGUGUAACAGCAAAUGAGAUAAUGGCUAUAGGGGAUGGCGAAAAUGAUGUGGAGAUGCUCGAGCUUGCUUCUCUAGGGAUUGCACUCAACAAUGGAUCAGAGAAAGCCAAAGCUGCUGCCAACAUUAUUGGUCUCACCAACGACGAGGAUGGAGUUGCUGAUGCCAUUUAUCGCUAUGCAUUUUGAGUGGAAUUGAUAUUCUAUUCUACUAUUUUAGGUGGGAAGUUGAAUUAGUUACUUGUGUAGAUCUGUCUGUAACUUUGCAAAUUAUUCAAUUUAAUUCCAUAAUUCUUAUUUGAAUUGCGGGUUUUCGAGAAAGCAGAAAUUGUUUGUGUAAAUGGGCAUUUUUGGUUGACUUGUA